AUUAUAACAUCUCAGCUUCCAUUUCUUAACUACACAUAAAUUCUUCUCUGCUAAAAAUGGCUCUAAAGUUACUUAUAGUUGCCAUUGCCAUUUUGGCAUUGGCAUCUUCAUUUGCACAAGCAUCUGAUCCUAGCCCUUUGCAGGAUUUUUGUGUGGCUGUUAAUGACUCCAAGGCUGCCGUGUUUGUUAAUGGAAAGAUUUGCAAGAACCCAAUGGAAGUCAAUGCUGAUGAUUUCCUUUUCCAAGGCCUUAACAAGCCCGGGAACAUAUCAAAUCCACUCGGAUCAGCUGUCUCACCUGUAAAUGUCAAUAACCUACCAGGACUAAACACUCUUGGCAUCUCACUGGCUCGUAUUGAUUUUGCACCCUAUGGCCUCAACCCUCCUCACACCCACCCUCGUGCAACUGAAGUUCUUACAGUCUUGGAAGGCACCCUCUAUGUCGGGUUCGUCCUUUCUAAUCGCGCACCAGGAAUGAAGAACAAGCUAUUUACCAAGACAUUAUAUCCUGGAGAUGUUUUCGUAUUCCCGGAAGGUCUCAUUCAUUUUCAAUUCAAUAUUGGACAUUCAAAGGCCAUUGCUUUUGCAGGUCUAAGCAGUCAAAACCCGGGAGUCAUUACUAUUGCCAAUGCUGUUUUCGGUUCCGAUCCUCCAAUCAGUCCAAAUGUUUUGACUAAAGCAUUCCAAGUGGAAAAGAAUGUGAUUAACUACCUCCAAUCACAAUUUUGGUACAACAACAACUAGUGAACCAAAGCUGAUACUGAAGAAGGAUUUUCCUUCAUUAUUUGAUACAUAAUAUGCAUUAACAUUAAUAUUUUUUUUAAUAUUAAUAAAGUUCCCUAUUUCUGGGGCCCUCAUGUUGGAUUGAUAUUUAAACUUAAUUAUUGUAUCUUGUUAUUUUUACUUAAUUUGAUGAGUUGAUUGUAAUGGAAUAAAUUAAUUGAGUUGUUAAA
Ipomoea triloba (trilobed morning glory) is the source of this 952-nucleotide messenger RNA. RefSeq names its product germin-like protein subfamily 1 member 13. Gene Ontology annotation, molecular function: manganese ion binding. NCBI's taxonomy places the organism in Eukaryota, Viridiplantae, Streptophyta, Magnoliopsida, Solanales, Convolvulaceae. The record is from RefSeq and is a predicted model, not a curated record. Gene Ontology annotation, cellular component: cell wall. Bases 57 to 743 code for a protein of 228 amino acids. The transcript has 2 exons.